AAAUUUUCGCAUCAUACCUCCUGGAGGGCGCGCAAUAAAUUUGAUCGCACCACACAGCUCGCCAAACGGUUUUUCCCUUCCAUGACACAUUCCUUGUGCAUUUUCCGCCCAGGUGAAUAUCAAAUGAGCCAAAGCACCAGUUAAGAUAAGCAUCUCCUAUCAAACACCUUACACAAAGCGCAUCGUCCAACAUUUUCCAGAGGGAUAGCUUAGAUUUUAAAAUCCUAUUCCCUCCGGUGCUGGAUCCCUGGAACCGUGCCGUGGUGUGUGGUCAUCGCGUCAUCGAGGUCAUCGUUGUUGUGUCACCGCGCCUGCAGUCAAGGCUCAUUCGCACAUGGAUCCCAAUGAGGCAGAGGCCAUUUUCGAGCACGAAACCAGCCUGGGGGUACGCGUGUGGCAGUUGCUGUUCCUUUGUCUCGGAUCCGUUCUCGGGGUGGUCGUAAUGCUGUGUUGCUGCAUCCGGUUCCGAGUUCCCCGCACCAAGCAGGACAUCGAGGCGGACUACCGGAGGAAAAGUUUGACGCGGAAGUUCCGGGAACGGCUGGACUGUAUCAACAAUUCCGAAAUUGACGAAAUGGAUUUGCUAAAAGCUUUGGAACGCGUGAGAGAAGAGUGCAUCUCGGAACGGCAACAAUUUGUGAACAAAGAAAUUGCAGAAAACAAGGAUAAUCAAUCAUUGAACGAGGUUUUUAAUCAAGUGUAA
Molecule: messenger RNA, 703 nt
Organism: Uranotaenia lowii
Lineage: Eukaryota; Metazoa; Arthropoda; Insecta; Diptera; Culicidae
Exons: 2
Coding region: 335-703 (122 amino acids)
Source: RefSeq, a predicted model, not a curated record